AUUUACAAACAUUUCUCUGUAUUUGAUAAAUGACAAUAUAAUUGUUCGAAAACUGCCCAAAUUUUUGUUAGUAAUAUUUGAUAUUUUCGAGGGGGCAAAUACGACCUAGUUUUGAAAAUGUUAUGAGAAGAUUUUUUUCCCUAUUUCGAUUUUCUAUAUGUUUACAAAAAUUAAUAACUCUUCUGGUGUUUCAACAUUACUUAAGUCUUUCGUAUCGUAUAGGUAAGAAUUCCACUGAUAACAAUGAAAAAAAUGUUUCCAUAAAUUCAGUCAGAAAAAAAAUCUGUAUAACUUUAUCUCCCAGCCCCGAAUCCGUUCCCAUCCGUUGCGACUUGUAUCUGUUUAUUUUUCCAGUCGGGCGGCUAAUGCGACCCGAAAUCCGGAUUUCGGCCGCCCCCAUAAAAACCCACACGUUCCGCCGGCAACGCCGCCAACAACCGAAAACAACGACCGGCUGCGAGAGAAAAAAAAAAGACGGAGCCACCGCCCGAGCAAACUGAACGAAACACCAGAAAAAAAAAAAACAGGCACCGACCCACAUAACGAGCCGCCGCCACCCCGUCGCGCGUCGUCAAGCCGCCCCCGCGCUGCCUAGGCAACCCGUUGGCUCCACCCCCAGCGCCGGCCCACGCGUCGUGACGUAGCGGGCGGCGCACGCCAACCCCGAACUGGGUCACCUAGAGUGACCUUUGGAGCGGGUUUGGAACGUCGAAGCUCACAGACUCUGCACCACAUCAGCUCCAGCAGCCGAGGUUCGGUCCACGUCGACACCAUGGCCAACACGUCCAACUAUAAGCUCCACGCCGCCACCGGCAAACUCCACUACAAUGACAUACUGCCGUACAAAACGGACAGCGGCCCGGCGACACGCGAGUUCCUCCAGCGGGUCAUCGACGUGCUGCUGGACUUCGUCAACCAGACCAACGACAGGAACGAGAAGGUCCUCGACUUCCACCAUCCCGAGGACAUGCAGAAGCUGCUGGACCUCCACGUGCCCCAGGAGGGCGUCAACCUGCAACAGCUAGUCCACGACUGCGCCACCACCCUCAAGUACCAAGUCAAGACCGGACACCCGAGAUUUUUCAACCAGCUCUCCUGCGGUUUGGAUCUGAUAUCGAUGGCCGGUGAAUGGUUGACCGCCACCGCCAACACUAACAUGUUUACGUACGAAAUUGCACCUGUUUUCAUCUUGAUGGAGAACGUCGUCAUGACUCACAUGAGGGAAAUCAUCGGAAGCAACUGGGUCAAUGGUGAUUCCAUUCUAGCUCCAGGCGGCUCAAUAUCCAACUUGUACGCGUUCUUGGCAGCCAGACACAAAAUGUUCCCCAACUACAAAGAGAAAGGAAUUGCGACGAUACAAGGGCAACUGGUGAUGUUCACGUCCGAUCAGAGUCACUAUUCGGUUAAAUCUUGCGCAUCGGUCUGCGGUCUCGGCACCGACAACUGCUUGAUGGUCCCGUCCGACGAACACGGCAGAAUGAUUCCUUCGGAACUCGAGCGUUUGGUGAUUGAAAGGAAAAACAAGGGACACAUCCCGUUCUUCGUGUGCGUAACCGCUGGAACAACGGUCUUGGGCGCUUUCGACCCCAUCAACGACAUCGCCGACAUUUGUCAGAAGUACGGCAUGUGGCUCCACGUCGACGCCGCCUGGGGUGGUGGACUGUUGCUGUCCAAGAAGUACAGACAUCCCCGAUUGUCCGGCGUGGAAAGAGCUGAUUCAGUGACCUGGAAUCCCCAUAAACUGAUGGGGGCUUUGUUGCAAUGCUCAACAAUUCACUUCAAAGAAGACGGUCUUUUGAUGAGCUGUAAUCAAAUGUCUGCUGAUUACUUGUUCAUGCAAGAUAAACUGUACGAUAUUAAAUUCGAUACUGGCGAUAAGGUGAUUCAAUGCGGCCGUCACAACGAUAUCUUCAAAUUGUGGCUUCAAUGGAGAGCUAAAGGCGAUCACGGCUUCGAGCAGCACAUGGACAGACUGAUGGAACUAUCCGAGUACAUGGUGAAAAGGAUCAAGGACCAACCCGACAAAUUUUACCUCAUCUUAGAACCCGAAAUGGUGAACGUCAGCUUCUGGUACAUCCCGUCUAGGCUCAGGAAGGUGCCGCACUCUCCCAGCAGAGAACAGGAAUUGGGCAAGAUGUGCCCGAUUCUUAAGGCAAGAAUGAUGCAGAGUGGCACGUUGAUGGUCGGCUAUCAGCCGGACGACAGAAGACCAAACUUCUUCAGAAGCAUCAUUUCCUCGGCGGCCGUCACAGAAAAAGAUGUCGACUUCAUGUUGAGUGAAAUGGACCGUUUAGGCCAUGAUCUCUAAAUCAGUUAAAUGUUUUACUAUAACAUGUCUAUGUUUCUCCGAAAAAUUUUCUCUCAAAAUCAACGACAAGUAGGUAUAGCAAAAAACGUGUUAUGUUUGUUAAAUGAUUAUUUAAAUGUGUUAGAUAAUAUAUAUUGUUAUAUUUAGACUCGUUUAAUUACUUUAAAAAAGUCAAUUGGAUUAAAAGGAUAUGGUCAAUUUCAAACAGUUUUAGUCAAUUUCUAAAGGUCAAUGUCGAGUGUUAAGGGUUAGAAUACGCGGUAUACGGAUGGCAGUAUAGCAAAAGUAGCCCUUGAGGCUUAUAUUUAGAACACAACCAAAAAGAUCAUACAAAAACAUAUCAACUUAGAUUGUAGGUAACAUGUUUUGGGAGAAAAUUUUCUGUUCCUAUCUGUGUGUUGAAUUCCUAGAUGUUAUAAUAAUGUGUUAUAAACCUGUUUCAGAAAUGGUACGAAUAUUAUGUUUAUGACUAUAUACCACUACAUAUAACUGUUAAAUAUGUCUUUAAGUGUAAAAUAAAAUAUUGAAAAUAUCAAAAACACUCAGUGUGCGUAGCGUAAAUUUCUAAUAUGGUAAAAAUGUGUAGCUGACGCAAUAAUGUUGUAUAGAAAUUCGUUUUCGUUUUAUUGUAUAAAAAUAUAGUUUUGCCAUAUAGCAAUUCUAUUUGCAAAACCUUCCAUGAUAUAGGGUGCUUCAAAUUAUAUACAUACAAAUAUUAGUUGUUGAUUACUUGUAAGUAAAAUUUUAUUCGUUUAUUUUAAAGUCAUGUAUAGAAACAAAUAUAUAAAUAUACGCAAACUGUUAUAAUUUUUAUAAAUAAAUUCCUGGCAGGUCCAGAAAAUAUGUUAACAACCCACGAACGAAACAGAAUAAAUUGACUACGGCAUUUAUUAAAUAAGUCAAGACGGUAAUAUUUAUUAGAAUGUCAAGAAGGAAUUGAAUCUUAAUGCUGUAUUCAAUUAAUUCCGGUUUGCUUGAGCUAUUUUAUGUUGUAUAUUCGAAAUUUUAUUCAUAAAUUAAUGUAAAUAUUGUUGUUACUGCCAAAGUACAUAAAAUCCUUAGAGUAUAUUGUAUAUAACUUCCAUUGAGAGUCAAUUCAAGUUAAAUUCGAUGAUUCAUUGGACAUGGAUGGAAAUUUUAUAUUUUAGUUGUAUCCUGUUGCUUAAUACUGAUUUUUGUCUUGCAAGACCUGUACAAAUCUGACUGAUCAGUAAACCACUAUGUAACAAAAUCAUUGUCUUCCAUAUUAUAAAGUAUAGAUUUCAUUUUGUAAUUUGUAAAAAUUAUUUAUCGAAAUAUAAAUAUACAUAUGUAGGUGUCGAUAAAUGUAAAGAUGUUAUUAUUGCAAUAAAUGUAGAAAAAAAAAAAACAUAUAAUAUAUUGUUUGAGUUGCUUUAAAUACAACGAAAGGUUGUGAGCAAUUACUUGUAACACAUAUGUAGAGUUGAGAAUAAAUUUGAUUCUAUCAAAAA
This is a messenger RNA of Aethina tumida (small hive beetle), 3780 nucleotides long. Its product is annotated as glutamate decarboxylase. Gene Ontology annotation, molecular function: carboxy-lyase activity; pyridoxal phosphate binding. The transcript is spliced from 10 exons. Gene Ontology annotation, biological process: carboxylic acid metabolic process. Lineage: Eukaryota; Metazoa; Arthropoda; Insecta; Coleoptera; Nitidulidae. Bases 773 to 2308 code for a protein of 511 amino acids. Gene Ontology annotation, cellular component: cytoplasm. The record is from RefSeq and is a predicted model, not a curated record.